Klebsormidium nitens is the source of this 1483-nucleotide messenger RNA. The record is from the annotation of a GenBank genome assembly. Lineage: Eukaryota; Viridiplantae; Streptophyta; Klebsormidiophyceae; Klebsormidiales; Klebsormidiaceae.
GAUACAUCACAAGGGCCUCUCUCCAUCUCUCCAAUUGGGUCAAGGUCUAGAUUAGGGUUCCCCCCUCUGCAAUGCUGCAUAAAGGUAGUCAAAGGAUCUCUGAAGCUGAAUCUUUGCUUUCCAACAGGGACAAACGACAUUUCAGACUUUUCAGAGCCAUCUUGGAGCAGUUCUGUCUGCUUGCAUCCCUUGACCCCGCAAGUGCAAAACAGAGCAUUAUAGGUUGAUUCUAGUAGGAGAAGUUUAAAGGCACUUUGAUUGCCACAGCGGCACCAAUGGCAUUCCUAGGCAGAGGCAUUCCCAGUAUAGUGCAGACCGCAAAAACUGGGCAGUCCCUUCCCUCGAUUCGCAUCGGUUUCACACCUGACAUAGUGGAAAGGUUUUCCACCAGUGCUCAUAGGGAGGAAGAAGCUUCUGCGACAUUACGGAGUAGUGCCUCUGUGGAUCUUGUGAUGCAAGAGCAGGCAUCUUGUUCUUCUUCAUCAAUUCCAUCCACAGAAACUUUCGGCCGACAACCAGAUCAAUCACCAAAGGCUAAGUCCUUAGAUCAGAAUCCUGCGUUAGCUCAAAGUUCUGUUCCAUUUUCAGCCCGCCAGUUCUGGACAAGCACGUUCCGGCAGGCUGCCAACCAAGCGCAGCCCUUAGGCAAUGGGCGGCGGGCCUAUCUGGUCGACACAUUAGCCCUGGUUCGGCGGUUAGAGUCAGAAGGACUGACGGCAAAACAAGCGGAAGCCAUCACCCAUGUCAUUACUGAGGUCUUGAGUGACAGUCUGGAGAAUGUUGCGCAGAACUUCACGUCCAAAGUGGAGAUGCAAAAGCACGACUUGGCGCAAGAUGCUGCAAUCCAAAGGUUCAAGAGCGAAGUACAAAGUGCUCAGGAGCACCACAUUGCAAGUCUGCAACGAGAAACAGAGCGAUUGCGCACUGACAUCGAAAAGAUGAGGAGUGAGCUUCGGUACGAAAUCGACAAAGUCACCGCUGGACAAAGAUUAGACCUGAAUCUGGAAAGAGGCCGGAUCCGAGAAGAGUUGUCGAACCAGUCCCAGGAGACGGGGAACAUCGCCACGCGCCUCGACAGGGAGCUUCACGUCCUGAAGACUCAGUUGGAAGCUGCGAAGUAUGACGUUAUCAAGUACUGCCUAGGUGCCAUCGUCUCUGUGACUGCUGUUGGGCUGGGAGUACUAAGACUCGUGUUGUAGCAUACAAUCACGAACUCGGAAGCACUAGAAGUUGGCGCUUUGAUUGAGGGGAGGUCAUGAUAUCGCAGUGAUAUCGUUCGUCGAAAAGAUGACUGUCAAAAGCAUGCAGACCAAUUUGAUCGCAGUUUCCUGGGCAUGGCAUAAGAAAAAGGAGAUAUUUCAGCACAAAAAGUGUUUUUGCCGCCAAUAAUUGACUUUAUUCUGAUAAGCAACGGAUAAUGAUUUGACUGGUUGGACUAUCUUCUCCAAUUCUGCUGGCCGGGGUCUUGCUUUUGAUCCCUGCG